AUGGUUGAAGAAGAAUGGUAUGAAACUACUAGAAUGGUUCCGAAACAUACGGAAAAACAAAACGUAGAAAAAGUUUACUCGCAUACUCACCCUUUUAUAAGAUAUUUUAUCAGACAAAGUAUUAAAGGAGGAAGAGUUUCGGCAAAUCGAAAAUCAUUUGAAACGGAUAAAAUGAAUGAGAUCUGCGCCAUAUUAAAAGAAUACAAUGAAAGUGACACUGAAGGAAUAAUAGAUUUAUUCAAAGAAUACAGUGUUAACCCAAAUGAUAAAACGGAAGUUCACGCUAAACUCAAAGAACUGGACUAUUCUAAACUGAUGGCAUUUGACGCUAAUGGGUUGUACGCUUCCGCCAUGACAGAAGGUGAAUAUCCUAAAGCGGAAAGUGCAAGAGCGUUUCUACCAGAAGAAGAAAAAGAAUUUGUAAAACUCUUCAAUAAACAAAAAUUCAGACCUAGAACUGCUAUUUUAAAAGUCUGGUUUGAAUAUCCCAAAAACAUGUUCUUUCAACCCAUACCAGCUAAAAAUAAAAUAACUUUUACGAAUAGAAUAGGUAAGAAGGAAACUGGCACUAAAAUCAGAUUCAGAAAUGGUUUCUGUCACGUUUUAACAUCGGUUGAUAUUCAAGAAAUAGUGAAAUCAGGUGGUAAACUUAUUAGAAUAUUAGAUUGUAUGGUAUACGAAGAAAAUUUUAAAACUCCACCAUACAGAGAUUAUAUUUUAAUUUUGAAGGAAUUAAGGAAUAAGUACAAAAAAGAAGGAGAUAUGGUUGCUAGUAAUUGCAUGAAAUUAUUAGGUAAUUCCUUAUACGGUAAAUCUAUUCAGAAGGAUAUAAAUACAUCGAGACAUCUAUGGAGUGAAUCGACUUUUAAAGCCAACUUCGAUUCACACGUCAAAAGCUAUGAAAAAGUAAAUGAUAGUCAAUAUAUAGUUGAGAUCAAUGAAGAAGAAAAAGAGUUUGUUCCUCCAAAGGAUUUACUAGAUUAA
This is a messenger RNA of Lottia gigantea (owl limpet), 984 nucleotides long. RefSeq lists its product as hypothetical. The record is from RefSeq and is a predicted model, not a curated record. Gene Ontology annotation, molecular function: DNA-directed DNA polymerase activity; DNA binding; nucleotide binding. Lineage: Eukaryota; Metazoa; Mollusca; Gastropoda; Lottiidae. The transcript has a single exon. Bases 1 to 984 code for a protein of 327 amino acids. Gene Ontology annotation, biological process: DNA replication.